Salvia splendens (bonfire salvia) is the source of this 863-nucleotide messenger RNA. RefSeq names its product LOB domain-containing protein 1-like. The coding region runs from base 84 to 617 and encodes 177 amino acids. The record is from RefSeq and is a predicted model, not a curated record. The transcript has 2 exons. Lineage: Eukaryota; Viridiplantae; Streptophyta; Magnoliopsida; Lamiales; Lamiaceae.
UCUUCCUCCGCCUCUCUAUAUAUAUCCAAUACUCUGCUUUCACAACCAUUCAAUUCCCCUGUAAUAUUUUGAGAGCCUCAGACAUGGAGGGCAGCGACACCAUCAACACAUCCUCUUCCUCCUCUUCCUCUUUUCAGCCUCAGCCUCAAUCCGUCGUCAUCAGCCCUUGCGCCGCCUGCAAAAUCCUGCGCCGCCGCUGCGUCGAUAAAUGUGUUCUAGCGCCUUAUUUCCCCCCACACGAUCCCCUCAAAUUCACCACCGCUCAUCGCGUGUUCGGCGCCAGCAACAUAAUUAAGUUCUUGCAGGAACUCCCGGAGGAGCAGAGAGAGGACGCGGUGAGCAGCAUGGUGUAUGAGGCGAAGGCGAGGCUGAGGGACCCAGUGUAUGGGUGCACAGGGGCGAUAUGCCAGCUACAGAAGCAAGUGACCGAUCUUCAGGAGCAGCUAGCCAUCGCACACGCUGACAUUCUCAACAUGCAAUCUCAACACUCCAAUCUAAUGGCCCUAAUCUAUAUGGAGAUGGCACAAUCCACAAACGCCGUCGACCACACCAAAACAUCCUUCUUCGUCGAAGACACCAACAAUCUGGGGCUCCUCUUGGAGCCCCUCUGGACAUAAAUUUGCAUCUCAUCUAAUUAAAACUUAUCGCCAAUCAAAAAUUCUGGCUUCGCCACUAGCUGCUAAGUUAUAGUACUACCUAGGAUUCUUGUAUUUGGCGGCACGAGAAAUGUGACCUAGUAAUAGUCUGUUCCGGGACAAAUAAUUAAUCUUGUAACAUAGGUGAUUAAUUAAGUGAGUAUUUAUGUUUGUCAUGAUUGUAUUAAAGCAAAAAAAUGAGAUUGAGAUUGACUGGUCUUCUUCCUA